GCCUUCAGAACAGCUCAUGGCUGUUUCUGAGCCACCUGGGAAUCAGCAUGGUGCAGUUGGACUGCACGAAAGAUGCUGCAGAUGUAGCAAAGCAGCUUGAGAGCGAGCACGCAGGGGAUCUUGAGUUUGUGGAGCUCGAUCAGCGAAACCUCUUCAAGAUGCAGAGCCCUCAGAUCGCGGACCCGCACUGGUCCAGGCAGUGGGGCUUCCGCCGGAGCGGCUUCGAAUCGGCCUGGAACCGGCUAGAAUCGAUGCAAGUGGAACCAGCGCCGGUAACCAUCGCCGUGCUAGAUACGGGGAUCCAGCUGGACCACGAGGACCUGCAGGGUCGCCUUUGGCAGAACGAGGGCGAAAUCCCCAACAACGGGGUGGACGACGAUGGCAACGGCUUUGUGGACGACGUGCACGGCUAUGACUUUGCAGAUGAGGACGGCGACCCGUCAGAUGACGACGGCCACGGGACGCACUGUGCAGGGGUCAUUGCCGCGGUCCGGAAUGCUGUGGGAGUGGUGGGGGCUGCUGGUGGCAAUCCUGCGAUACGGAUCAUGGCCCUGCGGUUCCUCAGCCGGGAUGGCGGCCGCACCAGCGACGCAGUGCUGGCGCUGAACUACGCCAUCUCCAUGGGGGCCAUCGUCUCCUCGAACAGCUGGGGUGGGCCUUCCCACAGCCUGGCGCUACAGGCGGCGGUUCAGAGCGCGAAGGAAGCGGGGCACCUGUUCGUGGCAGCAGCAGGCAAUCUGGGUAGAAGUAACGACCUGAUCCCGACGUACCCCUGCAACUACGAGCCUGCCCUGUGCGUGGCAGCGACAGCACCCACGGACCAGCUGGCCGACUACAGCAAUUAUGGCGUUGACUCGGUGCAGAUCGCAGCUCCAGGCGCCAAGCCUAAAAUAUCACCCAACCGCCUUCUGAACGAAGCCCGGAACGAAGCCAAGGACGACCUGCAGUCGAUCGUGGUGGAGUCUGCCGAGCGGGCGCCCUGGCUCGACGGCUUCGUUUCUGCGGGGCUCCUGGACGUGGCGGCUAUGGUCUCGAAGGCAGAGUCCAGGAACUGGAUUCGUCUCCAGGAGCCUUCGGGUGGCUGGAGAGAUCCAACGGGCACACUGGCUCGCAUCUCGGUGCCGGCCAACGGCGCCGUGUCCUUGGGGGUGGAGAUCGGCCAUGAAUUCCUCGGGGUUGGCGUCUACCAGGCCCAGAUCAACAUCGACUGGGGAGAGGGCAAGGAGGAUUGUGAGGAGAAGGUGCCAGUGCAGUAUGAGAUACUUGGCACGCCUUUCCUGCCGUCCACGAUCUUUGCCGGCACGCUGGAAUUCGGGACGGUCCCUGUCGGAGGAGAGGGGCGACGCACCGUGCGGAUCUGGAACUUCGGAAACGGCACUGCCCGAGCGCAAGUCAUGCCACUGGCGGUCCCCUUCGCAGGACCGACUAUGGAGGUUUCUGUGGAGCCACACCAGUCCGCGGACGUCGUGAUCACAUGUCGCCCACGUAGCACGGGCACCUACGCCGGCACAGUGGAGUUCAAGACGAAUUCUGGCCUCACUGCGUUCGAUGCGGUUGCAGUGGACGCUCUGGACCGUGGCGAAGCUUUUACCAUGCCGCUCAACUGUGAAGGAAGCGAGGCGCCACACAUGGAGUUGGAUGCCUUCAGCGGAGUCAUGCUACUACGUGAAGGUGCUCUUCCUUUCCACGUCUCGCCCAGCGUGCCCGCAGAGUGGGAAUCCGAGAUCGUCGACCCUCAGGCUCCGGAGUGCAACGUCACGGCGUUCUUGGCGGCAGCUUCCACUGCGAAUGAGCAAGGCUGUGAGCCCCACGAAGCCUCCCUGGCGGGUAAGAUCGUCAUCGUCGCCCGUGGCGGCUGCACUUUCCAGCAGAAGACAGAGAUGAUCCAGGCUCGAUUUUCUUGGGGUCUUUUUUCGGGUACGAAUACAAGCCAGAACACCACCAACAAUGAUACUACUGAGAGUGAUAGUAAUGCUAGCGCUAAUGCGAAUGCUAAGGUUAGCCGGAAUACCUGCCAUGUAAACCCGAUAGUUAGACUACGACGCCGACUGCUAAAUAUUACAGUAUCAGUACGAAUAAUAGGAACACGAAUGAAGAGUAAUAAUGAGACUAGCAAAUAA
This is a messenger RNA of Symbiodinium sp. CCMP2456, 2120 nucleotides long. Lineage: Eukaryota; Dinophyceae; Suessiales; Symbiodiniaceae. The record is from the annotation of a GenBank genome assembly.